AUGAAUUACAUCAAGUCGACCGUCAACACCCUUCGCGACCGGUACACGCCGGUGUCGCACACAUCAACCUUCCGCCAGACGGGCCAGAUCACACCCGACGAGUUCCUCGCCGCUGGCGACUACCUCGUCUACAAGUUCCCAACCUGGUCCUGGGGCCAAGCCGAUGACGAUGCCCGCCGUGUCAGCUACCUGCCGCCCGACAAGCAGUAUCUCGUCACGCGAAACGUGCCGUGCCACCGCCGGCUAGACGACGAUUUCGCCGGCGACGCCGGCCACGAGGAGGCCGUCGUGGGCGACGGUGAGGAUUUCAACGACUUUAAGGAUUCCAAGCCCCGCACCCCCGGCAGCCAGUCCGACGACGAUGGCUGGCUGCGCACCGGCGGCCUGACGAGCUCGCAACCGCUGAAGGCGAGGGAUGUACGCACCGUCGACGACAGCGGCAACCUCGGCGAUGCCACGGACCCCGACGAUGACGACAUCCCGGACAUGGACGAUGACGACGACGACGACGACGCCAUCAUCCGAGAUGUCGGCUCCGACUCCAAGAACAGGCAGGUCGCCCUCUUUGGCCCUCCCCGCGCCCCCCUCGACAGCCAAAUCCGUCUCGCUAACAGCUUCGCCAGUGGCCGUCGCGCAUACACGUUGUACAUUGUCUACACGCCCUACUAUCGGACCCCGCGCCUGUACCUGUCGGGCUACCUCUCCACCGGCCAGCCCCUCCCGCCGCACAGCAUGAUGGACGACAUCGUCGGCGACUACAAGGACAAGACGGUGACGCUCGAGGACUUCCCCUUCUUCGCCAACAACGUCAAGAUGGCCAGCGUCCACCCGUGCAAGCACGCCUCGGUGAUGAAGACGCUACUCGACCGCGCCGACGCCGCCCUGCGCCUCCGUCGGGACAAGCUUCGAGCCUCCCAACCUAUUGCUGCUGCCGACGCCGACGCGCCGGGCCUCGGCUCCGUCGUCAACGACCUGGGCAAGCUGCAAGUUAAGAGCGCGCAGGAGCCGGCCGACAAGGACGAAUGGGAGGAGGUCCAAGGCGUCGAAGCUGAUGAGCAGGACGUCGCCAUCCGCGUCGACCAGUAUCUCGUCGUUUUUCUCAAGUUCAUGGCCAGCGUCACGCCUGGCAUCGAGCAUGACUUCACCAUGGGCGUCUGA
Molecule: messenger RNA, 1158 nt
Organism: Drechmeria coniospora
Lineage: Eukaryota; Fungi; Ascomycota; Sordariomycetes; Hypocreales; Ophiocordycipitaceae
Product: Autophagy-related protein 3
Exons: 2
Coding region: 1-1158 (385 amino acids)
Biological process (GO): nucleophagy; autophagosome assembly; autophagy of mitochondrion
Cellular component (GO): cytosol; cytoplasmic ubiquitin ligase complex
Molecular function (GO): Atg8-family ligase activity
Source: RefSeq, a predicted model, not a curated record